Molecule: messenger RNA, 687 nt
Organism: Rotaria sordida
Lineage: Eukaryota; Metazoa; Rotifera; Eurotatoria; Philodinida; Philodinidae
Source: the annotation of a GenBank genome assembly
AUGAAAUGGAGUGACUUAUUUGGAGAAAGUUUAAUUGAAGGCAAUGCUCGACGAGAUAGUAACAUUUAUCGACAUGUACCGAUCAGUGAACUCGACAACAAAGUUGUUGCUAUCUAUUUUUCGGCUCACUGGUGUGGACCUUGUCAAAAUUUUACUCCAAAAUUGGCUACAUGUUAUGGAGAAGUCCAAUCUGAAUUACAAGAUCGAUUUGAAAUUGUAUUUGUGUCGUCAGACAAAGAUGACAAAUCUUUCAAUGAAUAUUUUCAAACUAUGCCAUGGAAAGCUAUUCCAUUUUCAGAUCGAGAUCGAAAGACAAAUUUGUCUGAAAAGUUUAAAGUAGAUGGCAUCCCAACAUUGGUUGUUCUAUCAGCUGAUGGAGCCCUGUUAACUCCAGACGGUUGUGAUGAUAUUGAUAGCAAAGGAUCCAAUGCUAUUCGAUCCUGGUUAAAAGAUGAACCAAAAUCUUCUACAGUUCAAGGAGAAUAUUUAUGGCCUGGAGUUUCUUGCAAUGGAUGCCAAAUAAAUCCACUCAUAGGAGAGCGACACAAAUGUUCUACAUGUAAUGAUUACAAUUUAUGCUCUGCAUGUCAUAAGAAGAAGGUACAUGAGCACGAACUCACAGUUGUACCGAAUACACUGGCGACAGUUUCAAAACUUGUUUGCAAAGACAUAGAUGUAAAACCUUAA